AUGACUGCGUCUGAGGAGGAAAGCAAAGGUGAUGUGACAUGUACCGGCGAGCCUUCUUGCAACAAGCAGCAGAUCCUUCAAUCACCACAAGAGGCAGUCAGCACAUCAGCCGACUCGGUUGAGGUGUUGCAAAAGCGGCUGCAGGAGAAGGAACUAGAGUUGGAGCCCUUGCGAACGUCGGUUGCAGAUCUGCAGGAGAAACUCGAGCUUUCAAAGAAGGAGGCCGCCGUAAGAGAACAGGAGUUGGCAGCCUCGCGAACGCAAAAUGAUGAACUUAAUCGAGAGGUUGCAGAUCUACAGGAGAAACUCGAGCUCUCGAAGAAGGAGGCCGCCGUAAAAGAACAGGAGUUGGCAGCCUCGCGAACGCAAAAGGAUGAACUUACUCGAGAGGUUGCAGAUAUGCAGGAGAAACUCGAGCUCUCGAAGAAGGAGGCCGCCGUAAAGGAACAGGAUUUGGCAGCCUCGCAAACGCGAAACGAUGAACUUACUCGAGAGGUUGCCGAUCUGCAGGAGAAACUCGAGCUCUCAAAAAAGGAGGCCGCCGUAAAGGAACAGGAGUUGGCAGCCUCGCGAACGCUAACCGAUGAAAUUACUCGAUCGGUUGCAGAUCUGCUGGAGAAAAUCAAGCUCUCGAAGAAGAAGGCCGCCGUAAAGGUAUGUAUAUCACCAAUUUAA
Molecule: messenger RNA, 675 nt
Organism: Dibothriocephalus latus
Lineage: Eukaryota; Metazoa; Platyhelminthes; Cestoda; Diphyllobothriidea; Diphyllobothriidae
Source: the annotation of a GenBank genome assembly